Messenger RNA from Paramecium pentaurelia, 1038 nucleotides. NCBI's taxonomy places the organism in Eukaryota, Ciliophora, Oligohymenophorea, Peniculida, Parameciidae. The record is from the annotation of a GenBank genome assembly.
AUGGGAAAUUAAAAUACUAGAAAUUAAGACAAUGUUCCUUUGGCUUAAUUUAAUAUAUCUGAUAAUUACUAGAUGGGUGUUGAUGCUAAUAAUCAAUAUUCAAUAAAUUCUAAUUACUCAGCUCCAAAUAAUAUUCAUAAUUUUUAAUAAGCUUAACAAUAAAAUGUUAAAGUAGUUCAUAAUGAAUAAUAAUAAUCUAUACCUAAUAUUCCACCUAUUCCAUAAAUACCUCCACAACCAAUUUAAUUAGGAAUUCCAGUUAUCUAAUCACUUGAAAUUGUUUAAAUACCUUAAUAACCAAUAACAAAUGAUCUUAAAGAUUAACCAUUCCAUAUAAAAAAAAAUGAAGUUCUUAAAGCACUUAUUAUAUAUCUAAUAAUGUAGAUAAUAUCAUUUGCAUUAUCAAUAUAUCUAUGUAUAUAAUUUGAUCGAUCUUCAACUUUUGGAAACUUUGCCUCACCUAUUUGCAUCAUUAGUGGUCUUGGUAACAUUUUAGUUGUUAUCUCUGCAAAAUAUUAGAAAUUUCAACAAGUAAUAUGAAUAUUUUAAAUUUAGAAUCCAAUAGCUAUAGUUAAUAGCUGUCUCAUUAUAGUAUUCUAAAGUUCAUCAUUAGUUUCAUACUUCUUUUACUAAAGUUAAUAUAGUACAAGUAAUUCUUACUUUAGUGGCUUUAUAUUUUUGAUUUUAAUACUAUAAUCAUCAACAAAUUGUAUAGUAAUUGGAAUAACUAUUUUUUAUUUUGUUUUUGAAUAGAAAUAAAUUAGAUUUGAAAGUAAACAUAUGUUUUAAAACAAUUUAGUUUAUUUUUUAAUGCUUUGUUUUGCAGGAUUCAUAGCAAUAAUGGUAGAUUUUGUAUUAUUAUUUUUUGUUUGUACUGGAUUCAUAUUUGGAACAAUUCUAAUGAUAGUACUUCAAUAAUUGAUGAAUGGAAGAGUAAAUAUAUUAAUUUUUAUAUAGUUUUAACUAAAAAAGAAUUAAUCCUUUGGAUUAUGUAAUUCAAUAUAUUUAGGACUUUUGGUUCCAUGUAAUAUAUUUUGA